UCUCUCUACUAUUUUACUGCUCUUACCUCUCUAGGAUCGGCCCAGAAAUGUCGUCUAAGGAGCAGACCUCAGCGAAUCUUGCAGAGGGGGCUGUACCUGCCCCACUUACCAACUUAAAAAUUCAAUAUACUAAGAUAUUUAUAAACAAUGAAUGGCAUAAUUCAGUGAGUGGCAAGAAAUUCCCAGUCAUUAACCCUGCUACUGAAGAAAAAAUUUGUGAUGUGGAAGAAGGAGAUAAGGGGGAUGUGGACAAGGCCGUGAAAGCAGCAAGGGAGGCUUUUCAGUUUGGGUCCCCAUGGAGGACAAUGGAUGCUUCAGAGAGAGGACGGCUUCUGAACAAACUGGCUGAUUUAAUUGAAAGGGACCGUCUGAUCUUGGCAACAAUAGAAUCCAUAAAUGGUGGGAAACUCUUUUCCAGUGCCUAUCUGAUGGAUAUAAGUACCUCUCUGAAAAUUAUCCGUUACUAUGCAAGCUGGGCAGAUAAGAUUCAUGGCUGUACAAUACCAAUUGAUGGAAAGUUUUUCUCAUAUACAAGACAUGAGCCAAUCGGUGUUUGUGGCCAAAUCCUUCCUUGGAAUUUCCCUUUGGUUACACUAGCUGUUAAAAUUGGACCUGCCCUUUGCUGUGGAAACACUGUGGUUGUCAAGCCAGCAGAGCAGACCCCCCUCAGUGCUCUUUAUGUAGCAUCAUUAAUCAAAGAGGCAGGAAUUCCACCAGGAGUAGUGAACAUUGUGCCUGGUUAUGGACCCACAGCUGGAGCAGCCAUUUCUUCUCAUAUGGAUGUGGAUAAAGUGGCAUUCACAGGGUCCACAGAGGUUGGCCUGCUAAUCAAAGAGGCUGCUGGGAAAAGCAACCUGAAGAGGGUUUCACUGGAGCUGGGGGGAAAGAGUCCUUGCAUUGUAUUUGCUGAUGCUGACUUGGAUAGUGCUGUGGAAUUUGCACAUCAUGGCGUAUUCUUCCACCAGGGUCAGUGCUGCAUUGCAGCAUCAAGGCUUUUCGUGGAAGAGUCCAUUUAUGAUACGUUCGUUCAGAGGAGUGUAGAGCGUGCCAAGAAAUACACACUGGGGAAUCCUCUGGAUCCAGAAGUACAGCAAGGCCCCCAGAUCGAUAAGGAGCAAUACACAAAAAUACUCGAUCUCAUUGAGAGUGGAAAAAAAGAAGGAGCUAAAUUGGAAUGUGGAGGAGGACCAUCUGGAAAUAAAGGAUACUUCAUCCAGCCCACUGUGUUCUCCAAUGUUACUGAUGAAAUGCGGAUCGCCAAAGAAGAGAUUUUUGGACCAGUCCAACAAAUUAUGAAGUUUAAAACUAUUGAUGAAGUGAUCAAGAGGGCCAACAAUACUCACUAUGGCUUAGCAGCAGGCAUUUUUACCAAAGACCUUGAUAAAGCCUUGACAAUUUCCUCUGCCCUGCAAGCUGGAACUGUCUGGGUCAAUUGCUAUGGUUCUUUUUCUCCUCAAACACCUUUUGGGGGAUUUAAGAUGUCUGGAAAUGGGCGAGAAAUGGGAGAAUAUGGUCUUCAUGAAUACCUUGAAGUCAAGACUAUCACAGUCAAGAUUUCUGAGAAGAAUUCCUAAGAAUAUCCUAGGAGGUGAUCCUCUGUAUCUUCAGUGAUGGAGCAUCUCUUACCCUAAAUCAUAAAAGUUUUUAUAGCUGCCAUUUUAUGCUGCCAUUUUUUUACAUCAACAACAACGAAAAAAAAGUUGUAUCUAAACAUGCUCUGUGCCUUCUAACUAAAGUGAAUCUAUUCUACCUGAAAUCUGUGGAAUGGAAUUAGCCCAAAGUCUCUCAAGCAUUAGAAUUAUCACAGAUUUUUAUUAGAUGAUUCUUGCCAAGGUUAAGAAAUAAAACAUAAGAUCAUUUGUUGUUUUACUUUUUUAAUGGUUCAUAGUUAAUUGAAACUUAUUACACAUAUUAAUUCAUGAAAUAGAUAUACUUUGUUCACUGAUACUGUUAAGUCUUCUUUGUCUUUGGAAAUUAUUCUUCCCUUAGGGAAUGAUGACUAUGACUUGUUUCCAAAGAAGUAAUAACCACUCUGCUUAACUGUAAUAUCGAUAUCAGCUUCAUUAAAACAAUCUCAUAUAAGCCUGUGUAUAUGUUGUCAGUUAAUAAAAGUUCUUCAGUGUGAAUCUUUAAACUUCA
Gracilinanus agilis (Agile Gracile Mouse Opossum) is the source of this 2139-nucleotide messenger RNA. RefSeq names its product retinal dehydrogenase 1-like. Bases 48 to 1574 code for a protein of 508 amino acids. The transcript has 13 exons. Gene Ontology annotation, molecular function: benzaldehyde dehydrogenase (NAD+) activity. The record is from RefSeq and is a predicted model, not a curated record. NCBI's taxonomy places the organism in Eukaryota, Metazoa, Chordata, Mammalia, Didelphimorphia, Didelphidae.